Molecule: messenger RNA, 2875 nt
Organism: Cryptomeria japonica (Japanese cedar)
Lineage: Eukaryota; Viridiplantae; Streptophyta; Pinopsida; Cupressales; Cupressaceae
Product: crossover junction endonuclease MUS81
Exons: 14
Coding region: 823-2505 (560 amino acids)
Biological process (GO): mitotic intra-S DNA damage checkpoint signaling; resolution of meiotic recombination intermediates; DNA catabolic process
Cellular component (GO): Holliday junction resolvase complex; nucleus
Molecular function (GO): DNA binding; 3'-flap endonuclease activity; crossover junction DNA endonuclease activity
Source: RefSeq, a predicted model, not a curated record
GGAAGUCAGGAAAUGAGAAUUAUAAUGAAAGCAUUAUAUGCAGAUUAGAACAUGUUUCUUGAUAAUUGUGUUUUGGAAAUUCUUCUUGGCUUUUGAAGGACGAAUCCCCUUGAAUCACCGUGAAGGCAGCAUUCUCUACGCCAUAAAUACAAAAUUGAGCAUUGAAUGAGUAUGAAAUAGGUCAAUAUAUGAUCAGCUGGAGAGAAGAAUCGCAGGGUUUGUAGCUAAAGAUUUGUUAAUACAUAGCGCUGUCAGGCAGCACGAUUUUGAGAGGGAGACAUUGCAAUGCCUAACAACUUGUGGGAAUCAUUUUCAUUAUUGAGCCAGCGUGUUAUACUUGGUUUGCUGUCAACUCUUCCAGUUCGACAAUGAAUGAGCAUCACUGCAGAAAACGUGAGGUGUUGCUGCUGGAGACUGCGCCUUAGGCAUUGCAGCAUAUACAGAAAAUUUGAGACCUUCACACAUAACAGCAGCACGUAGUGGAGAAAAAAGAAAGUUCAGGCUAUCGCAACCCCCAGGCACAGCGUGAGGCUCUAAUGCUGAACGGAUUCAUUCCAUCUGACUGUACAUUUACCAUAAUAUCGCUGCAAUAUGGAGACAUGAGAGGGAAUUGUUUAGGCGUUGGAAUUGAUAGUUAGUGCAUUGCGUGACCAUUUGAGAAGCUGUCGUGCGUGUUACAAGAAGGGUGUUCGCAGUGGUGACUUACAUGGAGAGCAGUCAAGCCAAAAAGAGCAGGGGUACGGGUCGAUAUCUACCUCAAAAGAGUUCUGCACCAUAUGCAAUUUUGAUUGCUCUGUACAGAGAUGUGUCUUGAAAAGUAGUAUGGGAAGAGAUUGGCAGUACAAAAUCUUAAUUAGCUUAUUAUGGGGUAUGAGUUUUUGCAUGGUCAACAGGGGAACUCAAAAUGAAAAGGAGUAUAUGUUGAAGCAGGAACUUAUUGAUGCAGCCGAAGCUAGCGGGCUUUCAAAAUUGGCUAUUGGGCCAUCGAAGAGCAGUGCAAAUCCUGGACGAUUUGGGAACCAGCCCAAAGAAUGGUAUUCUGGGUGGAGCUCGAUGAAGACAUUGAUAGCAAAAGGACUAGUUGUGAAGUCAAGUUGUCCAGCAAAGUACAUGCUUACAGAAGAAGGAAAAAUAACAGGAAAGGAGUGCCUGGAACGAUCAGGUUUACUCAACGAUGGAGCUCCUCAAAUGUGCAGUCAGCAGAUUACAGAAGUCGUGUCUAGUGUAAAGGGUGUUUGUAAUGGAACAUCAUCAUUGUCCAAGCACAGGGAAGAAGAUAAUAUAAUAGUAGGAGCUACAAAGCCAGGAAAUAAUGCAUGCCAUGCAAAGAUGAAGGCAUCCACUUCACGGGAGAUCAGGAGCCGGCCUUCCUUAGCAACUGAAUUCGUUGAUAAGGAACAAGCUGAAACUUCAUCUCUACAAUUAAAGCAAUGUUUCAGAAAGGAGCCUCAUCCUUGUUCAGUACCUAAUAACACAGCAGAUUUAGGGGAAGAUGAUUUAAGGAAAAGUUUACAGACAGAACCUACAAAAACUUCAAAUUUGAGUCAUGAUACCGAGUUAUUUGCUUCAACUUUAAGAGCUUUUACAUUUUCUAGUUUAAGCCAUCACCACCAAAAAAAUUCAGAUCCAAAUCCUGAUAGAGUUAACACAAAUGUCUUAGCGACGCCCCCCCUGGAAAAUGGUGACAGAUUUUCUGACUUGUAUGAUGUAGUUCUCAUCUUGGAUGACCGUGAGCAGUUUGGACGUGAUAGUUGGGGGGCUCACAGUAGACAGAAAGUUGCUGACCGCUUGAUAUCACAAUUCAAAAUCCAGGUUGAGAUAAGGCGCUUACCAAUUGGAGAUGCAACUUGGAUAGCUCGACAUAAACACACAGAACAAGAAUAUGUGUUAGAUUUCAUAGUUGAGAGAAAAAAAGUAGAUGAUUUGAAUAGUUCAAUAAAAGAUAAUCGCUAUAAGGAUCAAAAACUGAGGCUUAUGAGGUGUGGACUCCAAAGAUUGAUUUAUCUGAUUGAGGGAGAUGCAAACCUGACAGAUGCAUCAGAGAGCAUUAAAUCUGCGGCUUUCACCACAGAGAUACUUGAAGGAUUUGAUGUUCAGAGAACACGGGACUUAGCAGACACAGUAAGAAAGUAUGGCUAUCUGACACUGUCUAUAGAGGAUUACUAUAGUAUAGCAAGUCACGUGACUAGAAAUGAAACGUAUAAGCCAUGUAUGACUUAUGAUGAAUUUGUCACAAAAUGUCGUGACCUUGACAAGGAAACUGUCAGUGAUGUAUUUGGUGUACAGUUAAUGCAGGUGCCACAGGUUACAGAGGAUGUUGCACUUGCAGUGUUGGAUCGCUAUCCUUCAGUGCUUUCUCUUGCUCAAGCUUAUUCUUGUCUUGAGGGGAAUCAUGAUGCUCAAGAAAAACUGUUAAAAGAAAUUCCUAUACAUAACCAGAGCAAGAUAAUUGGUGGAAUAAUUAGUAAGAACAUCUACAAAUUCAUUUGGGGUGAAGGAACAUAACUGUUUUAUUUAUUUCUGACUGUUAUAUAACAAUGAGAUGACUGUUAUCAUCAUAAAACCGGGUUGCACCUAUUGAGCAAAAGUACUAGUUAAAUUGCAAUUCAAUUAGUGGAUAUAUCUGCUAGACACCUAUGGAUAUACUUCUACAAGGAAAGCAGCUGUUUGUAUCCAAAGGGCUUUGACUUCUGUCCAUUUUUGCCUUUUCAUCUGUUCAUUUUGCUAAUUAUUCCAUUUGCAAAAGUACAUUCCACUCUUUUGCUUUGGCUUCUAUCCAUUCUUUGAUUAUAUCUGUUCAUUUUCUUCAUUUUUCCACUUGCAAAUGUAUGUUCCAGUCUUUUCUUUGUAUCCAAAGGGCUUUGGCUUGUAUCCA